This is a messenger RNA of Alternaria atra, 1134 nucleotides long. RefSeq lists its product as uncharacterized. Lineage: Eukaryota; Fungi; Ascomycota; Dothideomycetes; Pleosporales; Pleosporaceae. The record is from RefSeq and is a predicted model, not a curated record. The transcript has 2 exons. Bases 1 to 1134 code for a protein of 377 amino acids.
AUGACUGGAGUCAGGAAAAACAGUGAGGCUGCGCGCAAGCCAUACCGCAAGCUCAAAACCGUCAGCCAGCUCAGUGCUGUUGAUAUCAUCAUCGAGACUCGCAAAGUCAAGCACCAUUUCGAUGAUCUCCCUCCGGUGGAAGACUAUCACUUCGUUGCGAUCGGCGUCUCACGAUUUCUCGACAAGAACACACAUCCGAUGAAACUAUACCUGGGUCAAAACGCAACUCAUAGGACCUGGGCCUUUCUCAAGCACUGGCCUAUGUCAGUGAAGAAGGGAUCUGAGGUAUUGUUCGUCAACGAAUACCGUUACGGAGACAGUGACACCAUCAAGGACGUCUCACAUAUGGGCUUGAUGUACCCUUUCAAGGCUUUCAAAGACAAGAACCUCGGCCAGAGCAUCCGCCAUCUGUCCCACUUCGUUCAAUAUGUCUUCCUAUACACCGGCAAAGUGGACAAGGUGUACCCACAGAGUCUGAUAACUGCAGAGGAGGUGCUCAUCGCUGCGGUUAGCACCAUAGCUUCCAUAUACAAAGCCAAAGGUGGCGUAGAGGCAAUGCCCGAUUGUCAUCUUCCCGGCCCCUUCAACGAUGCCACUUGUGACGAUGAUCAUACUCCUCUCCCUCCGCAUACAAACGCUCGCGCAACUCGAGCUUAUCCUGCCCAUCUCAUCCUAAAGCUCAGAGUAUCUCCAGACGCCCUCGCCUCCGCAUUGGCAGAGGCUCCUUCCAAAUCGAAGGAGAUAGCCAAGCCUGAUAUUUUCUCGUUUCCGCUCGGUCGCACACAAGAGGAUGAUAUGCAAACGGUUAUUUCGGAGAGAAUGAGCAAUCUGGGCUUAGGCGCGCUUGACUCGGUAACAGAGAUUAUCGGUAGAUCGAAGCGUAAAGCUGACGCUGACGAAAAGCCUUUCGAACACUGGAAAAAGCUUAAGCUCGAGAAACAGAAGGAGGCCAAGCUCGAGAAAGAGCUGAAGAGGCGGCUGAAGGGGAUACAGGCGAGGCAAGCUCGCUAUGAUAGUGAGAUGGAGACUGUGGCCAAAGAGCAGCCGGUUGCGACCAUCAUCCGCUGGGCUGCUGCUGACGUGGAGGAUAGUGAGAAGGAUGAAGAGAUCAACCCGGUGCUUGAAGGAUACUGA